Dentiscutata heterogama is the source of this 122-nucleotide messenger RNA. The record is from the annotation of a GenBank genome assembly. Lineage: Eukaryota; Fungi; Glomeromycota; Glomeromycetes; Diversisporales; Gigasporaceae.
UACUAGUUGAUAGUAAAGCUGAAUCUGAAGCCAAAGAGUCUGGUGAUUUCUCUCUUUCAAAUAUAUAUAAUGAUGAAUAUUCAGAUACUUUAGAUUUUUGUUUGUUUGAUGCUAUUUUUUUG